AUGCUGGCAUCGGCUCAUUCUUCUGGCCUUGACACCGCCAUGUCCUGUGUCAAGGAAGAAACUCGAGGAUUUAUCAAACUUGCUGGAACUGUCACCACUGUUCUCGAGUUUUUUCAAUUCGCCAUCAACAAUAUUCUUUACCAACGAGGUCUUUAUCCUCCUGAAUCAUUCACUACUGUCAAGAAAUACAAUUUACAUCUGUUGAUUGCUACUGACAACGCCAUCAAAGCAUAUCUAGAUCAGAUCAUGCACCAGCUUCAAUGCUGGAUUUCUGCAAAAACAAUUAGUAAACUCGUCAUGGUGAUUUCAACUAAAAGCACUGGAGAAAUACUUGAAAGAUGGCAGUUUGAUGUGAAUCUUCAUCAGCACUGUAUAUCCAACCAGAAACCAGUUUCUGAAACAACCCUCACAACUGAAAAACAAACAAAUGCUGAGAUUGCUGCUAUUAUGCGUCAAAUUACUGCUAGUGUUUCGUUUCUUCCUAUACUCGACGAUCCUUGCACGUUUAAUAUUCUCGUGUAUACUGAUAAAAAUGCAUUGGUACCACCUACAUGGGUUGAUUCGGAUCCUAAGCUUAUUUCUCACAAUGCUGAACAAGUCAAACUGAGAUCUUUUAGUACAGCUAUGCACAAGAUUGAUGGUUUGGUUGCUUACAAACUCACUGAAUAA
This is a messenger RNA of Batrachochytrium dendrobatidis JAM81, 669 nucleotides long. RefSeq lists its product as uncharacterized. Gene Ontology annotation, biological process: mitotic spindle assembly checkpoint signaling. The record is from RefSeq and is a predicted model, not a curated record. Gene Ontology annotation, cellular component: cytoplasm; kinetochore; nucleoplasm. NCBI's taxonomy places the organism in Eukaryota, Fungi, Chytridiomycota, Chytridiomycetes, Rhizophydiales. Bases 1 to 669 code for a protein of 222 amino acids. The transcript is spliced from 3 exons.